Molecule: messenger RNA, 1525 nt
Organism: Setaria italica (foxtail millet)
Lineage: Eukaryota; Viridiplantae; Streptophyta; Magnoliopsida; Poales; Poaceae
Product: CBL-interacting protein kinase 32
Exons: 14
Biological process (GO): protein phosphorylation; signal transduction
Molecular function (GO): ATP binding; protein kinase activity
Source: RefSeq, a predicted model, not a curated record
ACCAUUGGACUGUGCAGAGAAGCUUCUUGCAAUUCCAGAGGGGUGAUAAGGCAGGGAAUGAGUACAACCAAGGUGGGAUGUGUUGGGAAUUAUGAGCUGGGCCGGACCAUAGGUAAAGGCACAUUUGCCAAGUUCAAGUUGGCACGGAACAUCCAGACUGGCGAAUUUGUAGCCAUCAAGAUCCUAGAUAAAGAGAAGGUCCUUAAGCACAAGAUGGUUGAGCAGAUUAAGCGGGGAAUUUUGGCAAUGAAGUUGAUUGAGCAUCCUAAUAUUGUUCGCAUAUACGAGGUACCUUUCUUAACGUUCUAGCUGAUUAGAAAGUUGGAGCAGGCAAUUUCUGAUCUCUUUGACAAAAUCAAUGUUUUCAUUAACCUUUAGGUGAUGGGAAGUAAAACAAAGAUCUACAUUGUGUUAGAAUAUGUUACCCAUGGUGAGCUCUUAGACACCAUUGUUAAUAGCGAUCGAAUGAGGGAAUGUGAGUCAAGGAGGUACUUCCAACAACUGAUCAAUGCGGUUGAUUAUUGUCAUAGCAGAGAUGUGUAUCACCUGAAUUUAAAACCUGAAAAAUUACUGCUUGAUUCACGUGGAAACCUGAAGGUAUCUGAGUUUGGGCUGGGCGCACUAUCUCAGCAAAUCAAGACUGAUGGAGUGCUGCACACAACUUAUGGGACUCCAAACUAUGUUGCACCAGAGGUCCUUGAAGGUGGAGGCUAUGAUGGUGGAACGGCUGAUGUGUGGUCAUGCGGAGUUAUCCUGUUUAUUCUGCUAGCAAGGUAUUUACCUUUUGAGGACUCUAAUCUUACGAGGUUGUAUAAGAAGAUAUCGAAUGCAGAAUUCACAUUUCCACUGUGGACAUCUUUUCCUGCCAAGAUGUUGUUAACAAGAAUCCUCGAUACAAAUCCCAUAACGCGAAUAACAAUCCCAGAAAUACUACAGGAUGAGUGGUUCAAAGAGGGCUACAGGCGCCAGGAGUUUGACAACAAAUAUGACAUCACCACAUUGAAUGAUGUGAACGCUGUCUUCCAAGAUUCAAAAGAGCACCUCGUGACAGAAAAGAAAGAUGAACCAGUAUCUCUGGAUGCAUUCGAUCUGAUUUCAUCAUCAAAAGGCUUUAACCUUGAAAACUUACUUGACUCAGAGCAGGGGUUCAAAAGAGAAGAAAGGUUUACAUCAACUUGUCCACCCAGAGAAAUUAUCCACAGGAUUGAGGAAGCUGCAACAACCCUAGGAUUUAGGGUUCAGAAGAAAAAUUACAAGUUAAGGCUCGAAAAGAUAGAGGCAGGGAAGAAGGGAAACCUUAAUGUUGCUGCUGAGAUACUGCAAAUUGCACCCUCUUUUCACGUGAUAGAAGUCAGAAAAGGAGAAGGUGACACUCUGGAAUUUCAUAAGUUCUGCAAGGACCUUUCCAAGACCUUAAAGGACAUUGUCUGGAAAUUCGAUGAUCUCUAAAUGCAACCAGCUUCCUAAUAGAACCAGGGGAGAGGAAAGAUGGAAAACUAUUUGCAUAUCAUUCUUCCAAGCACAU